Spodoptera littoralis (African cotton leafworm) is the source of this 1800-nucleotide messenger RNA. The record is from the annotation of a GenBank genome assembly. NCBI's taxonomy places the organism in Eukaryota, Metazoa, Arthropoda, Insecta, Lepidoptera, Noctuidae.
AUGACGACCAAAUCGUAUAGUAAGCACAAGGAGUUCAAGGAGUACUCCUCGUCCAGCGGCAACAUACCUUACACGGAUGAACAGUUUGACAUGAUUAAAUCGGAGCUGAUACCAAAAGGCAGCAAGUUGGACUCUCUGGGACGUGGAGGAGGGACUCGGGAGUACCACUAUGAAUACAAAGAGGAGAAACAUCCCACCGGAAAGUACGACAGGAAGGAUCUACAUACGGUCGAGGAGUACACAAUUCCUCCGAGGGGAGUGCCAAAGUCUUCGGAGUCCAACUCGUAUUACUACGAGAGGGAGGAGAGGGAGCUGCCUGCCAUCAGCUCAGGCACUCGCACUUACAACUACGAGUCGUCCAUCAGUUCCACUCCAGGGUACUCCAAGGUGAAGAGUUCGAAGGUCACCAAAGACCUGUCUCAGAACGUGGAGGAGCUGGACUCACUCCUGGAUGACUUGCAGAAGGACCAGGAAAGGCAGCUGUACAAAAGUAAGACUCAGGAUGGCUACACAUCGGAUACAGCUGAGAGCACGUCAUUUGACUACAGACGGGGCACUCCAGCCAAGGCUCCAUCAAGCGGGUACUCGACGCUGAAGCGAGAGGAACGGGUCGAGACCUCCUCGUGGGGAUCCAGCCCUCCCCCUCCUCCAACUGUCACUCGGGCUGCUGAGGUCCGGCAGGAGGUCUAUAGGGAGGAGAAAACUGAGUCCCGCGUGGUGCCGUCCGCGGUGUCCCCCGCGCUCCCCCAGCCGGUGCCGGCCCCCGUCUGCACCCACUGCCACCACGCGCCCUCUACCGGAACUCUCCCUCGCGGCGGGACCCCCAUGAACAAGGUGACUACGACGGUGAAGACCUACACAUACGAGGUCCCCGCCGACCAGGACCCCACCACCGUGCCCAUACCCGUGCACGCUGAACAUCAACACACCUACGUCUCCUCAGAACAUAAUAGGACCACCAGUCAGGCGAGCUCCCCGCCGCCCCCCGCGGCGCUAGUGUCGCCGGCGGGCCCCGGCGGCUGCCAGUACUGCUCGCACUGCAACUCCACCAUCAGGGAGUACCGGACUGUCACCACCACCGACGAUCGCACCAAUGAACGCAUGGUGUAUCCUGCACCCGUCAACGAGACCAAGGUGUUACCAUCCGAACCGCAUAAUGGACAUGGCCCAUACGGUCCAUCAUCGUAUAAGUUCUCGGAGACGACAUAUUCCACCCACAACACGAGCCACCGCUACCCCUCCCCGUCCCCGCUCCCCCACGGCCCCACCCACACACUGCACCCCGCCAACUCCCCCUCCCCUGGCCCCUUCCCCCGCCCCAGCACCCCCUCGCCUGGCACUCAGCAACCACCGAAGAAGUUAGAUGAUCUGCUUGCUGACUUCCCAGAAGCUCGCUUCCCAACGCAGCCAGACGGCGUUGUUCGUCGCAACGUGCACGUCACCCACGAGAGCUCGACGCAGAGCUCCACAUUGAACAGAGACACCAGAGACACGCGGGACUCCGCCCCCAGUCCGCCAGCGAAGUCCCCGGUCGUUGCAAACAGCCGCAACGUGGCUGGUCCUGCAGUGUACUACCCGCCUGGACACACUCCCUUCCAGAAGAAGGAGGGAGGCGGUGGUGGUGGUGGUGGCUACCAAGCCAGCAGUGCGAUGGCACAAGGAGGUGGGAGCUAUGCGUCAGCCCGGGGCAUGUACGAGUACGAAUCUGGCUCUCGAAGCAAAUCGAAGCAUUCUGAGACGAAGACAGCCGUUCCAAUCUGCCUACCUCUAUGCUGUGCCAUGCCAUGCGUGAUCAUGUAA